Molecule: messenger RNA, 2145 nt
Organism: Mesitornis unicolor (brown roatelo)
Lineage: Eukaryota; Metazoa; Chordata; Aves; Mesitornithiformes; Mesitornithidae
Gene: VEPH1
Product: ventricular zone expressed PH domain-containing 1
Exons: 11
Biological process (GO): regulation of signal transduction
Cellular component (GO): plasma membrane
Molecular function (GO): phosphatidylinositol-5-phosphate binding
Source: RefSeq, a predicted model, not a curated record
AAUUACAACCAACCUCCAGUAAUGGCCUUGGCUGUCCCAGUGGCGGUGAAAUUUCUCCAGCGGGGCAAUAAGGAGCUGUGCAGAAAUAUGUCGAGUUACCUCUCCUUGGCUGCUAUCGCCAAAGCGGAUCUGUUGGCUGAGCACACUGACACCAUCGUCAAAAGUGUCCUUCAAGGGAACGUGCUGCUGCUGCGGGUCCUGCCCGCUCUGUACGAGAGGCGGCCGCAGCCCAUCAACCUCUGCCUGCGGGACCUGGUGGCACUGGCAGCUCAGCUGGACCCAGCCGAACACCACCACCUCCUGCGGCUCCUCCAGACCGUGGCGAGGAAGAAGGAAUUUGGGGUGCUGAAAGAGUGCAUUCCGUUUCUGUUUGGACACUUGAGAGACCCCAACCACAGUGACAUUGUUCUAAACAUCCUCAUAGAAAUAUCCAGCUGUGAACCAACAGCCUUGGCCGCUUUUCUUCCAGCCCUGAAGGAAAUCGGUGAGGCUUUUCCAGGUUUAAUUGGGCAAACGGCAAAGAUCUUUGGAGCUGUUGGUCGUGUUGAUGAGGAGCGAGCCAGAACGUGCCUGAUGUACCUGGUGACCCAGCUGGCCAACAUGGAGCACUCAUUCCACCACAUCCUUCUGCUGGAGAUCAAGAGCCUCACUGAUGCCUUCUCCAGCAUCUUGGGCCCCCAGAGCAGAGACAUCUACCGCAUGAGCAACAGCUUCACUGCCAUAGCCAAGCUCCUUGUCCAGCAGCUGGAGAACGACAGCACGUCCACAGCCAGGAUGGAAAAUGAUGCUGAAACAGAAUCCCCUGUGCCACUGGAUGAUUUAAAAUCUGUGAUGAAUGGGAAUGAAGGAGACGAAAAGCUCCAAGUUAAAAUACAGGCUUUUGAAGAGAAAAUAAAUGUCGACAACAGCACUCCUGGCUCAGUGCGGAGAUACAGUUUAGGCCAGGUUUCUAAAGAAGAAAGGAAGGAUAUGAGAUUUAACAGGUCCAAAAGCCUUGCUUUGAAUGCAGUCCGCAUGAAGGGGGUAAAUUCGGAGAGCGGGCAGGAUGAGGAGAAUGGGGACAUGGCUGCUGGUAUCUCCUUCACCGAGAUCUACGUUAGCCAAGAAAAUGACAAAUUGCCUUUCGGUGUUGAUACUGAAGCAAUGCAACUGGGAAAUUCUUUGGUUUCACACCAAAGUAUCGAUUACACUGAAUCAGCAAAUUUGCCAGAAUCUCCUAAGGAAAAGGCCCUGGAAGGAAGCACGGAGGCAGAGACGAGCCCCACAGAAUACCAGGACAAGCUCUACUUGCACUUGAAGGAAAACCUGGGCAAAGUGAAGGCGUACAUCACGGAGAUGGGGAGGAAAAUCCCUGUCCCCGACCAGUGUGUGAUUGAAGAUACUGUGAGGAGCUGUGUAGCGAAGCUGUUCUUCAGCUGUCCCCUGAAGGGCCAUUACUGCCUGUACAGCAAAUCCAGCUUUACCCUCACCAGCCACCAGCCCCCACUGUGGAUCCACAUCAUGUUCCUCUUCCAGCAGAGCCUGUUCGCAGAACCGCUGUCCAUACAGAGUCAUUCUGUGCAAGUACUAAAGGCCCUGUGGGAGAAGACACAGCUCAAGGGGACGCACAGUUUUGAAACCGCCAUGAUCCAGUCUACGUUUCCACACCAAAAGGACCUGGACCACGUGCAGAUGCACCUGGAAGAAGUGAGGUUCUUCGAUUUAUUCGGCUACAGCGAGGAAGCGGGGACGUGGCAGUGCUUCAUGUGCAAUAACCCUGAAAAGGCAACAGGUGUAAACCAGGAUGGCCAACCUCUGAUUGAAGGCAAGCUGAAGGAGAAGCAAGUCCGGUGGAAGUUCAUCAAAAGGUGGAAAACUCGCUACUUCACCCUGGCUGGCAACCAGCUGCUGUUCCGGAAAGGAAAAUCUAAAGACGACCCCGACGACUGCCCCAUAGAGCUCAGCAAGGUGCAGAGCGUUAAAGUGGUGGCGAAGAAGCGCAGGGACCGCAGCCUGCCCCGGGCCUUCGAGAUCUUCACCGACAGCAAGACCUACGUCUUCAAGGCCAAAGAUGAGAAGAACGCUGAGGAGUGGCUCCAGUGCAUCAACGUCGCUGUGGCGCAGGCGAGAGAGCGGGAGAGCCGAGAGGCCACCACCUACCUGUAG